Molecule: messenger RNA, 1770 nt
Organism: Dendroctonus ponderosae (mountain pine beetle)
Lineage: Eukaryota; Metazoa; Arthropoda; Insecta; Coleoptera; Curculionidae
Product: sodium/potassium/calcium exchanger Nckx30C
Biological process (GO): intracellular calcium ion homeostasis; calcium ion transmembrane transport
Cellular component (GO): membrane
Molecular function (GO): calcium, potassium:sodium antiporter activity; calcium channel activity
Source: RefSeq, a predicted model, not a curated record
CCUGCGCGCCUCUAUCGAGCGACGGUCAGUCCGCGCCCGGCAUCGCUGAGGCAAUGACCAAGUUGAUGUUAGCGCCAUGACCCCCCGCGCGUCCGUGCUCCUGCCGCUGCUGCUGCUGGCAGCCGCGCAAGAAGAACCCCUCGGUGACUAUGAGGAAACGAUUAACUUUCCUGCGAAUGGCACUGAUAACUACACGUUUUUCUAUGUCACGUCGCCGCUGCCGCCAAUCAACGCGACGCACCGAAAAGGAGACCCUCUAUUUCCGGAAGAGAUCUUUACCGAAUAUCAACUUAAGCAUGGUGCUAUAGUUCUGCAUAUGUUAGGCGUUGCUUACAUGUUCAUUGCUCUGGCUAUAGUCUGUGAUGAAUUCUUCGUCCCCGCCUUGGAUGUUAUUAUAGAGAAGUUAGAUAUUCAAGACGAUGUAGCAGGUGCGACCUUCAUGGCAGCCGGGGGAUCAGCGCCGGAAUUGUUUACCAGUGUCAUUGGCGUCUUCGUGUCUUUCGACGACGUCGGUAUUGGUACUAUCGUCGGAUCGGCGGUCUUUAAUAUCCUCUUUGUAAUCGGGAUGUGCGCAAUCUUUUCCAGAACUGUUCUAACGCUCACCUGGUGGCCCCUUUUCAGAGACUGCUUCUUCUAUUCCAUCAGCCUGAUCGCGCUUAUAAUCUUCUUCAGAGAUAACUUGAUCCAGUGGUAUGAAGCGCUAGUUCUAUUUAGCUUCUAUAUCGCGUAUGUUAGUUUUAUGAAAUGGAAUCAACCCAUGGAACGCUUCGUCAAAAAACUGGUCUACAAAAACAAAGUAACGCGGGUGCGAUCAACCGAUCAGCUGAUGCCAACUUCCGCAUCGGUCAGUGUGAUAGUAGACAAUGAGAAGCAUGGCACAGUGGCAACUUCGAGCGAAACAAGCGUUGGUACUCAACCUGGUGGAAGUAUGACGUCACGAGCAGCUUCUGAAACGCCGCAAGUACCGUCUAGUACUUCCAGCCACCAAACAGGAGCCAAAUUUCGGCACGGCCUCCUCCAGCUCAUGAUCCACACUAUAGAUCCCCUUCACGAUGGUCAGUAUGCAGGAAAAGUAGACGAAAAGGCCACACAACUUCAUGCCAUAGCUUCCUUGAAAGUGCUACUGGACGCUACAAGACCUCAAAAUGGCGCUGCCACGUCUUCAGCAGCCAGUUACGUAGCCACAGCUACCUUAGAUAAACAAGAAACAGCGCUGGCUCCAUCCAGCCUGUCAUCGAAUAUGCCCAACGGAGUACCGAACGCCUUAGGGGAUAUCACUAUGGAUGCGAGACGAAUGUCAGCAGUACGCACACGUACCUCUCGUAAAUCUUUAAGUUCUCAAGCAGUAGUGUGUCUUCAGAUAGGAGAUGGUAGUGCAGGUGACAACGAGGAAACACCAUCUGGGGCUAUGAACAUGAGCUGGCCAGAUGAUCCCCGGAAACGACUAACUUACGUCCUGCUUGCUCCAAUUGUCUUCCCGCUUUGGUUGACUUUACCGGAUACCAGGGCCCCUAGAGGUAAAAGGUUCUUCCCAGUCACGUUUCUGGGCAGCAUCGUAUGGAUAGCGGCCUACUCGUACCUGAUGGUCUGGUGGGCAAACCGAACGGGACAAACGUUUGGUAUCGCUCCUGAAGUUAUGGGGCUGACUUUCCUAGCCGCGGGCACUUCCAUACCUGACCUAAUCACUAGUGUAAUCGUGGCAAGGAAGGGCUUUGGUGAUAUGGCCGUCUCCUCUUCGGUCGGCAGCAAUAUUUUCGACGUUACCGUCGG